AUGCAAGCCGCUCAGCUUGAAGGGCUUUCUGGCCUGGCUGAACCGGCGGCUCUGGCGGAGGUCUCUUCCCGAGAUCAGUUGUUGAGGAACCCGGUCCCCAAGAACGUCGCCUUCGAGCUUCUCCUGGAUGAGAACUCCAAGGUGCGGGCCCGGAUUCCGAUGCGCGUGCAGAUAUACCCUCAUGACACUACCGAUUCCAUCGUCACUACGGUCAAAAAUUUCUAUGGCAUCUACGAUGGCACUGCCAGUGGAGUGAGCUUCGAAGAUGAACAUGGGACCACUCUCAUCGCAAGGUAUGAAAACUUGAAGAAUAAUGGGACUGUAUAUGUCAGAGUCAUUCCCAUUCAAUCAUUUGGGGAUUCCUGUUACGGCGGCUAUCCCACAGAGCGCAAGCGCCCUAGCUUGGGCGAGCCGUUUCAGAUGACCGACGGCAUGGUCCCCGUCAUGGAUCAGCCAUCGCGACCAUCCUCACGUCUCGCAAGGAAGCGCAGCACCUCUCCCUCGAAUCGGAGUCUCCGCAGCGCUUCUCAGCACAAGCAGGGUUCUCGCAGUGGUCUGAAGAGUCGCGGAUCCAGCCAUGCCGGGUAUCCCGACGAGGAAGGUGGACUAAGCGACAGCGAGUCCACUUACAGUCGCAAAGCACGCGGCGACACCUUCGCCAGCUCCGACAUAAGUAUGGAAAAUAUACUUCAAGAUGGUCGUCGCAAACGACCCAAGUUUGACAGCUCGGAACUCCCCCUCUUCGCUCCUCCCCAAGUCCCCCUCACUACCUCAACCUCCUCCAUCUCUCCUCAACGUCGCUCGGUGGGACAAGAAGGCGCUGGCUCUCCAUUUGCCCGUCCCACCCACCGCCCAUAUAACUAUCAGCAAGCGCUGCCGUCGCCACAAAGCUAUGGACACAGUGAAUAUGGCACCCAGUCAGGGCGCAAUACUGUGUAUGCGACACCCAUGGUUCCCGACCAUGCGCAUCGAGUGCCGUAUAGCAAUUCCGGUGCGCGCGUGAGCAGCCAUGGCAUCUUGCCGACCCCCGACCCCACCAUCGCAAGCUGCAUCUCCGAUGAAGAUGUCGCAAUGCAAUUGAUUCGUCUAGGCGAUGCAUCGAACUUCUCUCAUGGUCGCACAUCAGCCUCAACGCUCGAUGAUGCCUUCAGUGGUGUUGCCGACGCCGCUUCUUCCACUGGCGCUACGAGCGACGGUGAAGACUUUAGCGAAGAGGAGGAUGACCUUCCUGCUCGUCGCAGACUUGACUCGAGCCCGAUGCUGCCACCUGGCGCUAUAAAGCGCCACCAUAAGCGCUUGGAUGAUAUCCUUCCCAGCGCGGACAGCAGUGAUCACAGCUCUGAUGGCAUUGACGAUGGCAUCAAGAGCGAAGGCGAGGAGGACGUCUUGUAUAAAGAGUUUGCUCCCAAGGCAAAGAAGCCCAAGAGCCGUCCAACGUCCGCCAAGGCUCGUGCCCCCAAGCCAUUGGCCAAGCAGACCAAGAGCAAGAGCAAUCUUGCUACCGUGCGCAAGCCGUCCGACAAGUCCACGGCACCGGUACCACCUCUCAGCCCAAGCUCCUCCCGCAAGGUGUCUGGUGGCUCUGUCAACUUUCAGCACCAGCUUGGUGCCGAUGAGGAGGAUCUCUCUACUAAGCCUCGCUGCCAACGCUGUCGCAAGAGUAAGAAGGGCUGCGAUCGCCAGCGCCCUUGUGGACGUUGCAAGGAUGCGGGGAUUGGCAUUGAAGGCUGUGUCAGCGAGGAUGAAGGCAACGGUCGCAAGGGUCGCUAUGGUCGUCACAUGGGUGUUCCUGUCAAGAAGAACGCCGACGGGGUAGAAGACGAGGGACAUGAGCUGCCACCGAUGCCAGGUACACCUCUAGUCGAUGCAGACCUUGUGGACAAGAACAAGAAGAGGAAGCGCUAG
This is a messenger RNA of Penicillium cataractarum, 1905 nucleotides long. RefSeq names its product putative C6 finger domain protein. Lineage: Eukaryota; Fungi; Ascomycota; Eurotiomycetes; Eurotiales; Aspergillaceae. Gene Ontology annotation, biological process: regulation of DNA-templated transcription. Gene Ontology annotation, molecular function: DNA-binding transcription factor activity, RNA polymerase II-specific; zinc ion binding. The transcript has 2 exons. The coding region runs from base 1 to 1905 and encodes 634 amino acids. The record is from RefSeq and is a predicted model, not a curated record.